AAGCAAUACAUCUAUCUGAGUACCCCUGACUCAUAACGAUGCCUGAUCCAGUGAAAGCGCCCAAGAAGGGUUCCAAGAAAGCCGUGUCUAAGGCCACCAAGACUGGCAAGAAGAGGAGAAAGACCAGGAAGGAGAGCUACGCCAUCUAUGUCUACAAGGUCCUGAAGCAGGUCCAUCCUGAUACUGGUAUUUCCUCUAAGGCUAUGGGUAUCAUGAACUCCUUCGUGAGUGACAUCUUUGAGCGCAUUGCCGGUGAGGCCUCUCGUCUGGCUCACUACAACAAGCGUUCCACCAUCACCUCCAGGGAGAUUCAGACCGCCGUCCGUCUCCUCCUGCCCGGUGAGCUGGCCAAGCACGCCGUGUCCGAAGGCACAAAGGCUGUGACCAAGUAUACCAGCUCCAAGUAGACUGCUUUACUGUAAACCAACCCAACGGCUCUUUUAAGAGCCACCCACUUCAACUAAAGUAUUAUUUUUACUUGUGGCGUCACGCACAUGUUGAAUGUUGCAAACUAUAUGCAUAGUUUCAUAUUGGACUGUAAAUUCAGAAACCGCAGGAAUGAGUUUCAUUUGGGUUUAUAUGAUUAAUAUGUGCACACUAUAUUAUAUUUAAUUAGUUUUUUACUAGAGGAGGUAAGCACUAGUAGAAAGUUUGACAUAUAUUGGAUCAUCAUUGAUAAAGCAUCAUUUUUCAUGUUUUCUAUUGUUCAUGUGUAAUAAUUUGUAUUCAUCAUUAAUAUACAUCGUAAAUGAUUACUAGCGAUCCAUCCUUAAAGAACACCAAUAUUUUGCCAAUUGUUUCUGCUUAGUACUAUUUUGAUUCAGAAUUCUAAAUAAUAGAAAUUAUAAAAUAAAAUGACUUGAGCCAUGAUUAUGUGUCAAUCUGAGCCCCCCCACCAGGGGUUACUUGUUAUAUGACCGGGUUAACUGUUCCAAAUGUGAGGGCCUCUGUAUCUGAUGGAAAACUGAGAGAAGGUUGUCUCAAAUAAAGCUGGAUGGAGUUUGUUUGCAGACCUUGUUUGGUAAAGAUGGAUCUGUGAGUUAAACUGAAAUAAAUUCUGAAAGCUUG
Molecule: messenger RNA, 1068 nt
Organism: Notolabrus celidotus (New Zealand spotty)
Lineage: Eukaryota; Metazoa; Chordata; Actinopteri; Labriformes; Labridae
Product: histone H2B 3-like
Exons: 1
Coding region: 39-407 (122 amino acids)
Cellular component (GO): nucleosome
Molecular function (GO): structural constituent of chromatin; protein heterodimerization activity; DNA binding
Source: RefSeq, a predicted model, not a curated record